AUGCCCCGCACUUCCUCAAUCGACUCUGCGAUAUCAUCUCUCUCUUCAGCCUCGCAACCCCAUAAAUCUUCAUUCGAUGCUACAGCUCUAAGCCAAGCUGAUAUAGAGAAUCUUAUCGCCACUGCAGGGUCAGCCGAAGCAGUAAUCAUACAUCUUCUGAAAGAGAAGCAUCAUGCAGCAUCUCAAAAUUCGCAGCUUUGGAGGUUGGUCGAUAAACAGAGGACGCUUAUACUUGGGUUAAAUAAAGAUCUUGAGCGUUCUUUGAAAGAGAAAGAGCGAUAUAGGAAGAAGCUGAAGGAGUUACAAAGUUCAUCGCCAUCUUUACCAUCGAAUAACGAGCAACACUUACAGCAUAAAACUACCGAAAUUGAAGAUACAACCCUUAAACAAGCGAUUUCUGGGCAAAGGGACUCACAGCCUCAAGGCGUAUCUCCAUAUAGUCCCAAUUCUAGCGGGCGAGACCAAUCCUCGAGCACUAUCCGAUCCCAGAACGUGGUCGUGGGCGGUUUACCGGACAAUCUGACCAAGAACUCUUCAACAGGUCAUACAGGCGAGUUAGAUCGGCGAUUAGGUUCGCAACAACCCCCGCCGUUAGGAUAUUCUCGGCAAGAGUUAGCGACUGCGAGUCCAAGCUCGUUAGCAAGCUCUAGCUCCCCUGUUAGUGAUACGGUGUCGGGUGAAGAUAAACAACAGAGAGUUCCCCAUCCAGUGCGAAAGCCUCCGCCUGCACCUUUGAAUCUGGGCCAAGGAGAACGCGCGAUAUUGGACCAUCCAGAGGUAUACGACUCGGAAUCCGAGUAUGAGGAUAUUUUGACAGUGGAUGAACUGCCCAUGGAGCGGGGACGGAGAAAAACACGAGAUGAUGAUGACCGAGAACGCGAAGCUGCCCUGGCAAGAGAGAGAAUCGCUUUUGGCUCUUCAGAGGACGAGUCGUUGCAAUCAAUGAUGACCCCUGCGAAUGACUUGCAGCAGCAAACAGCACCAAUCAGCGAGAAAUCUGAGUCUUCAACCCCUUUGAGCCCUCGCUUGACUCUCGGCGAUCUCCCCGUCAUUAGGGCCCCGAAGAGCCCUGGCUUGCCUAUCAGUCCACGGCCUGAGGAUCGCCCCCCAAACUCUCCUUUACCUCGAUUACCCAGAGAAAUGAUCAACAUGGCCCCGCAGAUGGUGUCAGGAAGUAGCCUUUCGGGAUUAGCUAUAUCUCCUCAUAUCAGCAAGUAUCAAACCCCCCUUAGCGCUGCACACCCCAGCUUUCCAAAUGACAUUGCGGGUCGGUCAAUCGACGCUGCUGUUGGGUUCGAUAGUUCUAGAUUCACAGUGGCAAAACCAAAUGGUAUCUAUCAAGGACUAGUUUCAGAGGACUACCCAGGCCUUUUACUAUCUCCUAAUGCGCUGCCGUUGAUUCUAGUUAAAGUGUCGUCAUCGCGACUCCGUCCCUCGCGAAACAGCUACUUGGCGUCUAGGCCUUCAGAGGAGGAGCCUGUUUUCACACUCAGCAUCCUUUUACGAUCCGAAAACUUGGAACUCUGGCGUGUUGAAAAGGUCAUCGCGGCCCUUCCACAUCUCGAUCACCAAGUAAAACAGUUAUCUAGUUUCGCUGGAAAGCUACCAGACCGAUCCAUCUUCAGUGGACAUUCCCCGGCCAAGGUGGAUUCGAGGCGAGCCGCGCUAAAUUUUUACUUCGAAUCCCUUCUCGAUACUCCUAUUAACGAACAGGCGGCUCUGGUUAUCUGCCAGUUUCUCACGUCCGAUGCCAUUGAGCCACGAGACGAUGAAACAAGCUUGAUAAAAGGUUAUCAACAGCCUAGUUCUGACAUUCUACGUGGCCCCGAUGGAAAGCCCAGAAAAGAAGGCUACUUGACAAAAAGAGGCAAGAAUUUUGGCGGUUGGAAGGCUCGGUAUUUCGUUUUGCGUGGCCCAGAGUUAAAAUACUUUGAAUCGCCAGGCGGCCCUCACCUUGGAACCAUCAAAAUCUACAACGCUCAAAUUGGCAAACAGUCGCAGAGCGCAAAUGGCCAAUAUAGCUCUCCUGCACGAGGCGAAGAUGACAACGAUAAUCAAUAUCGCCACGCUUUCCUCAUCUUGGAACCCAAGAAAAAGGAUUCUUCGGCUCUUGUGCGACAUGUUUUAUGCGCUGAGAGUGACGAGGAGAGAGAUUCUUGGGUGGAGGCACUCUUGGAAUAUGUAGAAGGGCUUUCCGAGAACGAAGGUUCCAAUAAUGGAUCAUCCAAUACCCAAACACAGGUCGCUGGAACUCAGCUGGCCAACACGACGGUCGAACCCGAAAUGCCCUCAAACGGAAACAAGAAUUACAGAGUAGCCGACACUCCGGAUCCUGAAGGUACCGAUAUAGUUCAAGGGUUCAGUUAUGAGGAUGCCGUUCCUGCUGAACCUCCAGUAUUUGGGCCACCUUUCGAGCAACAGGGAUUCAUGUCACCCGCUUCCCCCCAGAUUUCAUCAACUGAUCCUACCGAUUCAACCCAAGCAACAAAUCAUUUGGUGGACCCUGGCCAGCUAUCGUCUAGGAUCAUAUCUGGGCCGACUAAUGGGGCGGUAAUCCAAGACGCGGGAGCGUGGGGUAAUAAGUCAGCUAGCAGUACUAAAGAGAAAAAACGCAGCAUUUGGGGAUUCCGCACGAGAUCGUCAGUAGACCUUGCUUCGCAGCUACAAGCAAGUUAUGACUCUUCGUCAAUUCAGUCAACUCAGCCCCAUGGUAUUACCCCAGGUGAUAGGAGAGACCUUGUCAGACCGGUCUUUGGGAUUCCAUUAGUGGAGGCAGUACAGUUCUGCGCGCCGCAAAGUGUUGACGUUGAUUUACCUGCUGUAGUCUACCGUUGCAUCGAGUAUUUGAAGGCCAAGGGUGCAGAAUCAGAGGAAGGGAUAUUUCGGUUAAGCGGGUCAAAUAUCGUCGUUAAAGCGCUGAAAGAACGGUUUAAUACUGAGGGAGAUGUUGACUUCCUCGCCGACGAUCAGUACUACGAUGUACAUGCCGUGGCCUCGCUGUUCAAACAAUAUCUGCGAGAAUUACCCACGACUGUACUGACUCGCGAACUUCAUAUCGAGUUUCUGCGUGUGCUUGAGCUCAAUGAAAGGCAAAGUAAGAUCGCGGCAUUUAAUUCACUUGUCCAUCGACUCCCAAGGCCAAACCUGGCUUUGCUGCGAGCAUUGGUUCAGUUUCUAAUAAUCAUCGUGAACAAUUCCGAUGUCAACAAAAUGACAGUCAGGAACGUCGGCAUAGUUUUUGCCCCAACGCUAAACAUUCCAGCCCCCGUGUUCUCGAUGUUCCUCACUGCCUUUGAGGGAAUUUUUGGCGACCUACCAGGCUCGAAUUCAGACACCAAGGAGCUUGCUGUAGAUAACUCUACAUCUCCAGAGAAUUUUCGUUUUGCACAAUGCCAGGUACUGGCAGAGAUGCCCACUCCUUCACAAACCCAAUCUGCCUUCCGCCAACAGACAGACUCUCAUGGCCGUGAUGAAUGGGGUUACGAACAGACCUCGAACAACUUCCUAGAAAGUAAUCAUCAGAAACAGGCGGCUCCGCCCACAACGAACAGGACGUUGGCUCCAAAUCUUGAAGCUUCGCGUUCCAUCAAAUCAAAGAGAAGGGAGAGCUCACUCCUUUUUAUGGAGGUAAACCAUAACUCCUCUGUUCCUUCUGCACGCGGUGACGACGGUGAGUAA
Molecule: messenger RNA, 3678 nt
Organism: Aspergillus alliaceus
Lineage: Eukaryota; Fungi; Ascomycota; Eurotiomycetes; Eurotiales; Aspergillaceae
Product: GTPase-activating protein BEM3
Exons: 2
Coding region: 1-3678 (1225 amino acids)
Biological process (GO): signal transduction; regulation of GTPase activity
Cellular component (GO): cytoplasm
Source: RefSeq, a predicted model, not a curated record